CUCUUUAAUUUAGGUCGAUAUAUGAUUCUCAGUAUAGUACCGAAAAGUAGGGGUGGCAACCGGUCGGUUUCGGUUUAACCGAAAACCGAAUUCUCGGUUUUCGGUUAAACCGAGACAUGACCAACCGCUGCCGACGACCGACCGUCCCAGUAGUCCCGGUUAGCCGCAAACCGACCGGUCGGUUUUUGGUUUAUGUGCGGUCUAACCGGGCGUCGCUCCAACCGCCCCCGCUUACCGCCUCUCGCCCUUCAUUCCCAAAGCCCGCGACACCAAUUUCCCCAAGUUCCCGUCUCCUCCGCCCACCACCCCCCGACGACCGCCGCCGCCCCCUCGCCAAUCAGCCGCGGCGGAUGGUGCCGAGUCACUCGAGGUCGCCGCUUCUCCACGACAACCUGUCUGCGUCGAAUUGCGACUCGAUCGAAUCCGCAAGGAGGAGCGACGCCAGGCGGCGACCCGGACCCGUGGUGGCGCCCUGCGACGAGGGGGACGAAGAAUCGGAGGAAGAGGACGGCGCCCGCGACGGCAACGAGACGGAGAGCUUCCGCUACUCCUCCAGAAGCUUCUCCUUCGAUGAUACCUCGUGCGAGUGCAACCGCGCCGGGGAGAUGACCGGGAGCGAGAACGAGGAAGUGAGGUUACUGCGGUGGGCGGCGGAUGACGGUGGCGAGGAGAGGAUUCUGAAUCCGACUGACAUGCGGCGGCAGGUGCUUAUGGGGUUGAGAUCGAGUUCUUCGGCGGGGGAGCUGGGCGGCGGCGAGUCGAUGGGGGAAGUGAUGGCAGUGGUGAGGAAAUCGACGGAUCCGAAGGGGGAUUGCAAGAGGUCGAUGGAUUUGGGAGAAGGAGAUUUACGACGCGAAGAAAUUGGAAGAACUGUUGGCUGCUGCAGACCUGCAGUGAGCGGCGAUGGAUUUGGGAGGAGGAGGGCUGAGGACAGACUCGACACUUAGGGUUAGUAGGGGUCGGUUAGCCGGUUAACUGCCGGUUUUCGACCCCGGUAAGUCGGCUAGCCGAACCCCUGCCCAAAACCACCGCCAACCGACCGAUGCAUUCAGAAUCGGUUUUUCGGUUAGUCGAAAUCGAUCGGUUUAGUUGAAACCGUCCGGUUAACUGCUAACCGAAAACCGUUCUGCCACCCCUACCGAAAAGACAUCCCCGGUUCCACCUCCAAACAGGAGCGAAACCGUGAAUCAAAUUGCCUGCUUAUCGAGUGGCUUUGAUUGGUCGAAAUUGCAAAAUCAAGACUUCAAGAGUUU
Linum trigynum is the source of this 1253-nucleotide messenger RNA. The record is from the annotation of a GenBank genome assembly. NCBI's taxonomy places the organism in Eukaryota, Viridiplantae, Streptophyta, Magnoliopsida, Malpighiales, Linaceae.